This is a messenger RNA of Triticum turgidum subsp. durum (durum wheat), 657 nucleotides long. NCBI's taxonomy places the organism in Eukaryota, Viridiplantae, Streptophyta, Magnoliopsida, Poales, Poaceae. The record is from the annotation of a GenBank genome assembly.
AUGCGCACCGCCGCCCCUCUGGCCAUCGCCGGCAUCCCGCUCGAGCCCGUGGACCCGAGGAAGAUGGAGUCCAUGGAUGAUGGGAAGGAGCGGCGGCUGCCUCGUGGUGACCUCGAUGCUGCUACUGCUAUAGCAUCCUAUAGUCCGGGAACCUAUAAUGUGCUCAAUAAAUCCAUGUUUAUACCUUCCAAGUUUCACUUGCAUGUUUCCCUUGUAUUUGAUGUUGUGGCUGCAGCAAUGGUUGAUGACAACAACAGCCUUGUAGCUUCAGAAGCAACUUCACAGCAAAAUUUAUAUGAGUGGUUCGUUUUGCCUUCUUUGAUUUACAAAUUGCUAAGGAGCGGAGCAUGGAGCAGGGCUCUGAGUCGUGGUGGGUUAUGUCGGAGGGCUCUGGGUUAUGGCAGGGAAGGAGCGGAGGAACUGUGCAUCCGGGGAUGGCGUGACCGCCGAUCAUAUCCGUCGCACUGGUGCUUGACAGGUCAAAUGAUCAGCAAGGCAUGUGACAGCAUCUUCAGGCCCAACUCUCACUCUGCUGUCUCCCAUUCAACGCACUCGUCGAUGCUAGGGGUGGAUGGUUCUUUGAUGUUGGCACAACUGGAGACAGCAAGAAGCAGAGGGAGGGAGGCUAUCAUGUUGAAGAAGACGCCGGCACCCUGA